Messenger RNA from Anopheles stephensi (Asian malaria mosquito), 2563 nucleotides. RefSeq names its product solute carrier family 28 member 3-like. The coding region runs from base 531 to 2150 and encodes 539 amino acids. Gene Ontology annotation, molecular function: nucleoside:sodium symporter activity. The transcript has 7 exons. Gene Ontology annotation, biological process: nucleoside transmembrane transport. The record is from RefSeq and is a predicted model, not a curated record. Lineage: Eukaryota; Metazoa; Arthropoda; Insecta; Diptera; Culicidae. Gene Ontology annotation, cellular component: membrane.
GGACCCCCAAGCUGCGGUAGGAUCAGUCAGCAACUGCCGGUGAACGUUAGCAGACGUAAGCGAUGUCGAGCCUCGACGUUUGAGCGACGAAACGUGUUUUAGUGAUGUGUGAUUCCCCAACACCGAAGCUGAAUUGGUGCCGGUGUUUUGAGGUUUCUCCACCGCUUUUUGCAGAUGAGUCUUGUGCGAUAUAAGGGAUUCCCAUCCAGUACGUAACAAGUCAGGUUAGAAAACAGAAAACAACGAAACGUCUGUUUGCUCAAGUGUUAUCACAGUGCAAGUAGGAUGGGUUGCAUUACGAAUCUGGCAUGAAUUAGGAAUUACCCCGUGUGUUCUGAGAAAUCACUUAUCACAUCACAUUCCACCAUGGCGCCCAUGAACGGCCGCUACACUUCACACGCGAGCGGCGAUCAAACAUCAGUAAGUUGCAUUGUUGACUCAAAGGAAGAAAUUGCCCUAUCAACCCUCGGUUUGGAUGACUCAGAACGGCCCGAACCGAAACGAUCGAACAUCAAACGAUACAGUACGAUAUGCAUCGUAAAUGGGUGCGUUGCGAUUUUUUUGGAUUUGCCACAAAACGUUACAUUGAGCAUGUCUAUGUUGUUUCAGAGCAAAACUGCCAGACGAACUGUGGCAUGCAGUGGUGCGAUGGGUACGGUAUGUUGGUGCUUCUGCUGGGACUCGUCUACAUGGGGCUGCUCUAUUUCCUGCUGCUGAAACCCAGACUAGAGCCAUCUGUGUACAGGAAGUUGGCGCCGAUAGGAUCACAUAUCCAACGGAUGUUUGGAUCGCGACCGGCUAAACUAUCGCUCGGAGCGGCCAUAGUGCUUGGGUUUGCGAUUUUCCUCUACUUCGAUACACGCGCUGAUACGUACCGGCUGAUGCCACUGACUGGAAUGGUUGUACUACUGGCCCUCUCGCUGCUUAUGUCUAAACACCCGAAGAAAAUCAACUACCGGCCCGUCUGUAUGGGCUUGCUGCUACAAGCCAUACUCGGGCUGGUCUGCAUCCGAUGGGACGUCGGACGAAGCAUAUUCUCCUGCAUCGGGGCAAAGGUGGACACGUUCCUGGGCUAUUCGUCCGUCGGCGCUGCAUUUGUCUAUGGCGAUGCGCUUAUCAAGCAGUACGCCGUGUUUGCCUUCUCCGUGCUGAGCGUCAUAUACUUCUUCAGCUUCUUCAUAUCGGUGCUGUACUAUGUUGGGGCGAUGCAGUGGGUUGUGCUGAAGCUGGACUGGAUCUUGCAAUCGCUCAUGGGUACGACGGUGUGCGAAGGAAUAAUGGCGGCGGCUAACAUCUUUCUCGGGAUGAGUGAAACUCCGCUUAUAAUCAAACCCUACGUGAAGGAUCUCACCCACUCGGAGUUGCAUUCCGUGAUGGCGUCUGGGUUUGCGACCGUGUCGGGCACGGUACUGGCCGCCUACAUCUCGUUCGGUGCGAGUCCUGGGCAUCUGAUUACGGCGAGCGUAAUAUCUGCACCGGCCGUGCUUUGUGUGGCGAAGAUCAUCUAUCCGGAGGUGGAGGAAAGCAAAACGACUUCAGACAAUAUUGUCAUCGCGAAAUCGGCCGAUUCCUCUGUGGUGGAUGCCGCUUGUAAUGGAGCAAGUUCAGCGAUCUCGCUCAUUCUGGGCAUCAUCGCGAACCUGAUCGCGUUCGUGUCCUUUGUGGCGUUUGUGAAUGGAUUGCUGGCGUGGUUCGGAAUGCUGGUCGGAUUGGAAGAUGUAUCGCUGGAGUGGUUCUGUGGAUACAUUUUUCGCCCUCUCGCAUUCGUUAUGGGAGUUUCCUGGAGGGAUAGUGAGCAUGUGGGACAAGUCAUCGGUAUCAAAACGGUUGUGAACGAGUUCGUCGCUUAUCAGCGGCUUGGAGAGCUCAUUAAGGAUGAAAUCAUAACGAAACGAUCCGCCACGAUCGCUACAUACGCCAUCUGUGGGUUUGCAAAUCCUAGCUCGUUGGGCAUUAUGAUCGGAGCGAUGAGUGCGAUGGCUCCGGAACGUCGAGGGGCCAUUACUUCCGUAUCAUUCCGUUCGUUUAUUACCGGAUCGGUAGCAUGCUUCCUGACCGCGUGCAUUGCAGGACUUUUGAUAGACGAUCCUCAAGAUUCGCAGGGAUCACCAUCAAAUAUGGCGGCGCUAUCGAACUCUACUGACGUGUAAAACUAGCACGUGGCCAGUUUUCAGUAUUUCUUGAUUUAAGUUUAGUGUAAUAGAUAUUUAAAAAGCAAAAAACCAGUUUAUUGUCACAACAGUGUUUAUUUACGAGCAAGCCAAAAAACCUUUCUACUCAUCUUCCAACAUCCGCGUCCGAAAAUACAUGAGCUACAUCAUCGCGGGAUUGCUAAUACGGGUGGAAUGUGUGGCGUCUGUGUGGCGAGGGGAGGAUGAUUGACUACAAUACGCGUAUCAAUUCUUGCAUCUUUCGUACAGAAAAUUGAGCAAGUUGUAUGACAACAGUAUACAGCUUUCCUCUGACUUUUUUUUUUACAAAAACGAUUUGUCUAAAGCUUUACAUGCAAGUACGAGAUUGAGCUGAUGUACGUAUAACACAUGUAGCACCUUUUCAAAACGGA